CAACCCACCCACACAUCGCUCGCUGCGCGCGCUCUCUCUCUCUCUCGCCGCCGCCGCGCCGCCGGAACCGCCGUCUCGCCCGCGCCCGCUCCAGAAGGUGAGAUCCCCGUCUCUCUCUCUCUCUCUCUCUCUCUCUCUCUCUCUCUCUCUCUCUCUCUCUCUCUCUCUCUCUCUCUCUCGGACUCCUUGCGCCGCCGCCCCUUGCGCCGGCGGCUGGGAGCGAGCACCUCCGCCUGGAUCUACAACUGCCGGCCGCCGCCCAGGGGAAUCCCAGGAAAGCUCAGGUGAGGAGCAGGCUACCACGAAAUGGCGGCGUUUCUGAGGUCAAAGUGUUCGUCAGUUGGACGUACUCUGAUUGGAAGCCUUGGAAAUAAUUUGUAUGGAGCCACCAGCUCAUCUGUGGAGGCAGUGACAAGACCUUCUCAUUGUGAUGCUAUCAGCCAGCAAAUCAGAACAUUCAUCCAGAUGAGAACCAACCUCAAGGUCGUGGACAACUCUGGAGCGAAGCGGGUUAUGUGCAUUCAGGCCAAGAGGGGCAAGUAUGGAGCAAGGCUUGGGGACAUGAUCAUCGGAUCUGUCAAGGAAGCACAACCUCGUGGCAAGGUCAAGAAAGGAGACGUCGUGUACGGAGUGGUCGUCCGGGCUGCCAUGAAGAAAGGGCGCAGUGAUGGCAGCGAGGUCCAGUUCGAUGACAACGCGAUAGUCCUCGUAAACAACAAGGGCGAGCUGAUCGGCACUCGCGUCUUUGGUCCGGUGCCUCAUGAGCUCAGGAAGAAGAAGCACCUCAAGAUCCUGGCAUUGGCUGAGCACAUUGUUUGAGAUGUCUUCCUGCUUUGGUAUUUGCCUGAUAGUUCUGCAGAGUGAAAUGAAUGUGGUGUUUCCCUUAAAGAAUGUUUCUAGGGAUGUUUUUGUUCUCUGUUGAAUCGUGAUAUUAGUAUAUUUCACUUUUGGGUUUGGCCGUUUGUAUUCGCAAUAAUGUAUCUUGAAAAAAAGUUUGAACUAUGGUGAGUCCUUAUGUAUCACGAUUUGGACUUCCAUUGAACAUGAAUAGUAGUGUCCCAUUUUCAUG
Molecule: messenger RNA, 1069 nt
Organism: Panicum virgatum (switchgrass)
Lineage: Eukaryota; Viridiplantae; Streptophyta; Magnoliopsida; Poales; Poaceae
Product: 50S ribosomal protein HLP, mitochondrial-like
Exons: 4
Coding region: 307-819 (170 amino acids)
Biological process (GO): translation
Cellular component (GO): mitochondrial large ribosomal subunit; ribosome
Molecular function (GO): large ribosomal subunit rRNA binding; structural constituent of ribosome
Source: RefSeq, a predicted model, not a curated record